UAUACCAUACACUCUUCUCAUAUUUCAGGAAAAAAAAAAUGAGCCUCCCUAUGAGCUUCAACCCUAUAUCAAUAUCAGAAAUACAAGAGUUCAACUCGUCUUCUUCUUCCUCGGGAUAAAAAAACCCUAGUGUCUGAACCUCCUCCUUGUCAGCGGCUGGAUCGAGUAAAUCUAGAUACCUUUCACUCUCUAUAUGUAGUCCCUUCCAUUUACUUUUGUUGUGCUGUGCUGUUUAUUAACUAAAUUUAGUUGGACCAAUGCAUGUGAUGGAUUGCUUGAAUGAGAGCACGAGUGACUCAUCAAAUAAUGGGGUAAAGGAUGCAAGUUCUAACAAGUUGCCUUCUUCUAGGUACAAGGGAGUAGUACCACAGCCCAAUGGUAGAUGGGGGGCUCAAAUAUAUGAGAAGCACCAACGUGUGUGGUUGGGAACCUUCAAUGAAGAAGAAGAAGCUGCUAAGACCUACGACAUUGCCUUGCUAAAGUUCCGGGGACUUGCUGCCAUCACAAACUUCUGUCAGAGCCAAAUAAAACCCUACAUAGAAGAUGGCAACGAGGCCAUUUUCUUGGAAUCCCAUUCCAAGGCUGAGAUCGUUGACAUGCUUCGAAAACACUCGUACGUCAACGAGCUUGAAAUGUACAAGCAUAAGUUGCUGAACGCCGGAGUUCGUGGUGGUGGUCGAAAGCGAAGUAAGUGUCACGUCGAUCCAACUGACGCGUGUUAUGAGAGGGAGUUGCUUUUCGAGAAGGUGGCGACGCCAAGCGACGUAGGGAGGUUGAAUCGUAUGGUGAUACCAAAACAACAAGCUGAGAAGCAUUUUCAGGUUCAUGAGAGUGUAGAACUGUGUAAAGGGGUUUUGUUGAAUUUUGAGGAUGAGGAAGGGAACGUGUGGAGGUUUAGGUAUUGUUAUUGGAGUAGUAGUCAGAGUUAUGUGUUGACCAAGGGAUGGACACGUUUUGUGAAGGAGAAGAAGUUGAAAGCUGGUGAUGUUUUGAGGUUUCAGAGAUCGGUAAGGGAGGAUAAGAAGCUGUUCAUUGAAUGUAGACCUAGAAACGUCGAUAGUCUGCGGUUCAGAGAGAUACCUGCUGGGCGGGUUGCUGAGCCUUUAGCGGCGGUUCAGGAUGAUGGAGUGGUGAGGUUGUUCGGAGUUAACAUUAUGAAAACAUGUAACAGUUGCAUUGUAGACAAUAGCAGGUGUUGGAGGCUUGGAGCUAGUUUAAGGUGAAAAGAACGAAUUGUAAUUCUACUGGGAUGUUUAUCUUUUUCGUGUUUUGUCAAUGAGAAGAUCCUUUUUGGUAUGUUUA
Malus domestica (apple) is the source of this 1302-nucleotide messenger RNA. Its product is annotated as AP2/ERF and B3 domain-containing transcription repressor RAV2-like. The record is from RefSeq and is a predicted model, not a curated record. Gene Ontology annotation, biological process: regulation of DNA-templated transcription. NCBI's taxonomy places the organism in Eukaryota, Viridiplantae, Streptophyta, Magnoliopsida, Rosales, Rosaceae. Gene Ontology annotation, molecular function: DNA-binding transcription factor activity; DNA binding.